This is a messenger RNA of Suhomyces tanzawaensis NRRL Y-17324, 1531 nucleotides long. RefSeq lists its product as uncharacterized. Gene Ontology annotation, molecular function: RNA binding. Bases 257 to 1405 code for a protein of 382 amino acids. The record is from RefSeq and is a predicted model, not a curated record. Lineage: Eukaryota; Fungi; Ascomycota; Pichiomycetes; Serinales; Debaryomycetaceae. The transcript has a single exon.
UUGAUUGCCACCGAAAUCUACUCCUUAAGUAUUGCAUUUUAGGUGCACCACUAUAAAUGCAAUUGUUGCAAAAUCAACCGCUUAGCUCGGUAUACCUUCACCACAAUGAAAAACCGUAUCUAUAUCAAGAACUUGGACUACUCCACUACAGAGGAGGAGCUUGAGGACCACCUCAAGGAUUUUGGCCCGUUCGUACCUUUGGGAUGGCGUUGGAACUCUACUAACUCCUACAAUUGAUGUGCUCAUCCCUUCACAUAUGGUAAGACUCUCGAACACCAGACGGAGGCACUUUGGCGUUGCCUAUGCCGAGUUUGCUGACCAGGACACUGUCGAUCGGGUGAUCAACGCCUGGAAUGGCAAGAAGCUACACGGAAGGGUUCUCUCUGUAAAGCAGCACAAGCCGGUGGUGUGUGCUAGACACUUAUCAUCUCAAGACCCACUAGAGCAGUCUAGAGACAAUGGUUUGGGUGCCACGCGAUCCCCACUGGAAGGCGACCUUCCUACUGUCUCUGGUGUUCCAAAGGAAAGCUGUUUUACCGCCUCGGAUGACACGAUUUUCAUUCCCAGGGCAUACCGCAAGGUCACGGAGAAUGAAAUCAGGGACUUCUUUGAUGGGUACAAUAUCAGGGCAACCCAUAUUGUCAGGCCCAAAACUAGCAGUAGAAGAAUUGGUUUCAGACCGUGGUUCGUAUCUAUAUUCGUCACCUUGGAGACCAAUUUUUCAUUAAGCGAAGUUAUCAAUUCUCUCAAGAAGAAGAGACUCUGUGGCAAUGCAGUUUAUUUGAAGCCUGCCUACCAAGAAAAAUAUGAUUCAAUCACUAGAAUCAAGCAGAGGGUAGUUAAAUAUGUCCACGAUAAAGUCGAUCCUAGUAGUGCUCAAACAACUGCCAUUGAAAGCUCCGAAAGCACUUCCACUGAUGUGCCUAUAGAAAACGCAGAUGGAGCUGGGGAAAAAGACUCCCCAUUACAGCCGGAAGUCCAGAGUGUGGAGGAAGUACAAAGAACGGCAGAGGCCGCUGUGGAAGAGGUGCAGGCUCAGGAAGUGGUUCUCAGGGAAGAGGUACAGGCACUAGAAGAAGUAUUCGCUAUGGAAGAGACACAGUCUUUGGAAGAAGUACGCACGGUGGAAACGACACAGUCUCUGGAAGAAGUUAUAGCUGUGGAUGAGGUACAGGUACUAGAAGAAUUAUUAGCUAUGGAAGAGGUACGGCCCCUGGAAGAAGUACGUGCUCUGGAAGAAGUAUUCUCUGUGGAUAAGGUACAGGUGCUAGAAGAAUUGUUGGCUAUGGAAGAGCCGCACCCUCUGGAAGAAGUUCUUAUUGUGAAAGCCUCAAAAGAGGUUACUCCUAUUGAAGCUCAUCUAGACACAGAAGAAACUUCCAACGCAUCCAAUACAAACGAAUAAUCAAGCUACCAUAUUAUUCCUAACUACUUCGAAAAUACUAGUUUUAUAUUUAUUAACACGACAACAAAAUACCCCAAUUUUCCUAUAAACUGUUAGAUCUAAUCGGAAGUCUUUUGAGUACCACGC